Coffea arabica (coffee) is the source of this 3279-nucleotide messenger RNA. RefSeq lists its product as uncharacterized. NCBI's taxonomy places the organism in Eukaryota, Viridiplantae, Streptophyta, Magnoliopsida, Gentianales, Rubiaceae. Gene Ontology annotation, biological process: protein phosphorylation. Gene Ontology annotation, molecular function: ATP binding; protein kinase activity; protein binding. The record is from RefSeq and is a predicted model, not a curated record.
GCUUGCAUUUCAUCUAUCUUAUCUUAAUUGCGGUCUUUCACGGUAAUAGGGCAUCGAUGGAUGUUGGAUGCAGCGGAGUUGUUGUUCUCAUGAUACUGGCUAUUGCACCAGUUGCAAAAGCAGCAGCAGCAAAGGAGUCUGCUGUGAAUUUAUUGGAAGCUGAAGCACUGCGCAAGAGUGGCUGGUGGGGAGACAGCAGUACUACUGCAACAAACAUCUCUGCCCACUGCCACUGGUCUGGUAUCAUUUGCAACGAUGCUGGUAGUGUUACCGAAAUACUACUUCCGAACUGCAGAAUUCAAGAUCACUUGACAAAUUUGAGCUUCUCUUCUUUUCCGAACCUGGUUAGACUGGAUCUCAGUGGAAAUGGUCUAUACGGAGCCAUCCCACAUCAAAUAGGUGCACUCUCCAAACUCACCUAUCUCAAUUUGUCUUCCAACAGACUUCAAGGUGAGCUUCCAUCUUCUCUGGUAAACCUUACGCAACUAGCACAUCUCGAUGUUUCUUCGAACCGGAUUGGAAGCUUAAUUCCUCCAGGUAUCGGAAACCUGACAAAUUUGGUUACUCUAGACUUGAGCCAGAAUUCUUUUGGGGGUCCCAUCCCUCCAACUCUUGGACAAUUGUCCAAUUUAGGCUCCCUUUAUCUCGAUAAUAACAACUUUAGUGGGACAAUUCCUUCAGGUCUUUUUAAUUUGACAAGUCUUUCCCGACUAUACAUUUACUGGAAUCCUGCAAUGGGAGGAUUUCUCUCAGAAGAAAUAGGAAAUUUGAAGAGUUUAGUUGCAUUAGACUUGAGUUACAAUGGAUUUUCUGGUAGCAUCCCUCCAACUCUUGGACAAUUGUCUAACCUUGACUUUCUUGAUCUCAGCAAUAACCACUUUAGCGGGACAAUUCCUUCAGCUCUUUUUAAUUUGACAAAUCUUUCCACACUAUACAUUCACUCGAAUCCCUUAAUGGGAGGAUUUCUCCCAAAAGAAAUAGGAAAUUUGAAGAGUUUAGUUGCAUUAGACUUGACUUACAGUGGAUUUUCUGGUAGUAUCCCUCCCACUCUUGGCCAAUUGUCUAAUCUAGAAUUCCUGGGCCUCAGCAAUAACUACUUCAAUGGGACAAUUCCUUCGGCUCUUUUUAAUUUGACAAAUCUUUUCCAGCAAAUUUUCGAAUAUCUCCAUCUUGGGUCCAACCGGUUGACUGGUCAAAUCCCUCCGACCCUUGGCAAUCUGACUGCUCUAGUUAAUUUGGACCUCUCUUCUAACCAAAUAAGUGGUUCCAUUCCCUCUGAAAUAGGAAAUUUGAAAAGUUUGGAACAGCUUCUCCUUGGGUCCAACCGGCUGACUGGUCAAAUCCCUCCGACCCUUGACAAUCUGACUGCUCUAGUUAAUUUGGACCUCUCUUCUAACCAAAUAAGUGGUUCCAUUCCCUUUGAAAUAGGAAAUUUGAAAAUUUGGGAACAGCUUCUCCUUGGGUCCAACCGGCUGACUGGUCAAAUCCCUCCGACCCUUGGCAAUCUGACUGCUCUAGUUAAUUUGAACCUCCCUUCUAACCACAUAAGUGGUUCCAUUCCCUCUGAAAUAGGAAAUUUGAGAUAUUUGGAAUAUCUCGAUCUUGGGUCCAACCGGCUGACUGGUCAAAUCCCUCCGACCCUUGGCAAUCUGACUGCUCUAGCUAUUUUAGACCUCUCUUCUAACCAAAUAAGUGGUUCCUUGCCUCUUGGACUUUCUGAUAUAACUUCUCUACAAAUUCUAGAUCUUUCCUCAAACCAAAUUAGAGGCCCAAUUCCUAUCCAAUUUGUGGAUGACAUGCUUAAAUCCUAUAGGCCCAUUUUCACUUUGAAUCUUUCCCACAAUAUUCUCUCUGGCACCGUCCCCUCGUCUCUUAUGCAACUGUCGGACGUCGACCUGUCCUAUAAUGCUUUGGAAGGUGAACUUCCGUGUGACCUUGGCUUUCAGUUUGGUUCAGAAAGAUUUGUCGGCAAUCGAGACUUGCGUUACAAUUCCACACUUUGUGGUGCAUCUCCUUCUGUUAUGGGAAAUCAUAGACAUCACACCCUCUACUACAUCAUAGUUCUUGGCGUACCCUUGUUGGUGUUCGCAAUAACUGGCGGAUUAGUAAUUUAUAUCUGUUGCUUCAAGAAAGUGGAAGUCGAGCUGAUAGACAAUAAACAUGGAGACAUUUUCAGAAUAUGGAACUAUGAUGGACAUAUGGCUUACGAAGACAUAAUUAAAGCAACCAAUGAUUUUGAUGUCAGUUAUUGCAUCGGGACAGGGGGGUAUGGCAGCGUGUACAGAGCUCGGUUGCCAAGUGGGAAAGUAGUGGCUUUGAAAAAGCUUCACCGUUUGGAAGGUGAGAAUCCAAAUUUUGACAAGAGCUUUAGGAAUGAAGCCGACAUGCUUUCUAAAAUCAGGCACAGGAACAUUGUAAAGCUCUUUGGAUUCUGUCUGCACAAGCGAUGCAUGUUUCUGAUUUAUGAGUAUAUGGACAGAGGAAGCUUGUUUUGUAUCUUGAGAGAUGAAACUGAAGCUGUGGAGCUGGAUUGGGUUAAAAGAGUGAAUUUGAUCAAGGGCAUUGCCAGUGCACUGUCCUACUUGCAUCACGAUUGUGAUCCGCCAAUCAUUCACAGGGAUGUAUCAAGCAACAACAUUCUUUUGAAUUCACAGCUCGAAGCAACUCUUUCUGACUUUGGAACUGCGAGGAUUUUGGAACUUGAUUCAUCAAAUCAAACGGUCAUUGCGGGCACCUUUGGUUACAUGGCACCGGAGCUAGCCUAUACCAUGGUGGUCACUGAAAAGUCCGAUGUGUAUAGCUUUGGCGUUGUGGUGCUGGAAACGCUGUUUGGAAAGCAUCCACAAGAUUUCCUUUCCUCCUUUUCAUCACAACCCAAUGAACCAAUACUGCUGAAGGAUCUUCUUGAUGCCCGUCUGCCCCCUCCGACUAACCCUUUCGUGGUUCGAAAUGUGGUUCUCGCAACAGCGUUAGCCCUGGAUUGCGUCAACGCAAACCCGAAAUGUCGACCAACAAUGCAGCAAGUGGUGAACCGAUUUGAAGAGGACAGGCGAGAACCAACUAGGCCUUUGCACACCAUUGCUGUGAAUCAGCUUGUUAGUCCUCCAGUACUUUCAUUGCCUGACCAAACCUACACAGUAGUUUAAGCACCAUGAAUGGCUUUCGUGUGCCAUCAUCCAAUUUUUCUAUCUAUGUUUCUGCCUAAACAGAAUAAGAUCAGGUCAAUCCAAAGUUGUAUUUAAAAAAAUAAUAAAUUUGCAUAAAUUCUAGCAUGCAUAA